This is a messenger RNA of Eucalyptus grandis, 1663 nucleotides long. RefSeq names its product nuclear transcription factor Y subunit A-7. The transcript is spliced from 6 exons. The coding region runs from base 605 to 1210 and encodes 201 amino acids. Gene Ontology annotation, biological process: regulation of transcription by RNA polymerase II. Gene Ontology annotation, cellular component: CCAAT-binding factor complex. The record is from RefSeq and is a predicted model, not a curated record. Lineage: Eukaryota; Viridiplantae; Streptophyta; Magnoliopsida; Myrtales; Myrtaceae. Gene Ontology annotation, molecular function: DNA-binding transcription factor activity, RNA polymerase II-specific; RNA polymerase II cis-regulatory region sequence-specific DNA binding.
AGAAAAUUCCGAGGGCGCGGCCGAGAUUUCUCCUCCUUCCUCUCUCUCUCUCUCUCUCUCUCUCUAUCUGUCCCUGUGUGUUGUCGUCUCCUUCUCCAUCGCAUCCUCCUACUCCAUCCACACAACGCCAUCGCCAGAGACCCCACUUCUCCCUCCCUCUCCCUCCGCCAAUUUCGCUGCACCACACAACCCCAUCGCCGCCAGCCGGAACCCCAUCGCCGGAAUUCUCGUCGCCGCCGCCGCCGCCUCGGGCGGGUCCCAGGUCCCGCACCCCCUGGCCGAGUGCGCCGAUCUCCGGCCCGCCGCCGCUUCGCCGCGUCGUCGCCGGUUCCGAUCCGAGUGGCCGGAGCUCGCCGGACGUUUCUUCCGUCGGGACUCGGGACCGAACUCUGCCCGCUCUCGCGGAGUCGCUGCUGCCCGUCCUCGCGCAAUCUGCUCUGACUCGGUGUCGCGAGGAGUUGUUGCGCCGAAUUGCCGAGAGUUUGCCGAACUUUAGCUGAGUAACCGUUGCUCUUCCGGCCCCAUCGCCUGAGACCACAGCUGUUAAGCCUUUUUUUGGUCACGAUCAGACAUUGGGCUUGGGAACUUACUUGUAUCAUCCUUGAUGACUUCCUCUGUGCAUGACAUUUCAGAAAAUGGGGAAGCUGAUGAACAGCAAAAACAUUCAGAACAGCAUGAGUCCUCCCCUGCAACUGGAGUGCCUCAUCCUGGUGUCUCUUUGCCCAAUGUCCAAUAUGCAACGCCUCCACAACUUGGAGCGGGACAUGCCAUGACACCACCUGCUUACCCCUAUCCAGACCCUUAUUAUCGAAGCAUCUUUGCUCCCUAUGAUGCGCAGUCGUACCCGCAGCAGCCCUAUGGUGCACAGCCUAUGGUCCAUCUGCAAUUAAUGGGAAUUCAACAAGCUGGAGUGCCUUUGCCAUCAGAUGCAGUUGAGGAACCUGUAUUUGUCAAUGCAAAACAAUAUCAUGGCAUCUUGCGGCGUCGACAGUCUCGUGCAAAAGCUGAGUUAGAGAACAAAGCUCUUAAAUCUCGCAAGCCUUACUUGCAUGAAUCUCGACAUUUGCAUGCAUUGAGAAGAGCUAGAGGAUGUGGGGGGCGGUUCCUGAAUGCAAAGAAGGAUGAAAAUCAGCAGAGCGAGGUUUCUUCAGCAGACAAAUCACAGGGAAAUAUCAAUCUCAACUCUGAUAAAAGCGAUCGCUCCUCCUGAGGUGCAACUUCCUGAUCAAUGCAAAGUAAUCUCUUUCGUGCAUGAAUCAUGCCUGUUCAUCAAUAGAUUUCCCCUACCUAGCCUAGCCUCACCAAUUGCCCUGCUCUUCUGCUUGUAGGUCAGUCUCUUUAGUUGGUAGUGUGAAUCUGUUUGUAGUUCUGAGGGAAACCUGCUGCAUAGAUGGUAGUUUCGAGUAGGUCUUGAAGAUGUUAUUGCUCGUACCUCUUCUGGCAUUAAGAACUAGAUGUUCUAUUCGGCCAUUGUGAUCGAGUAUGUCGCUAGUUUGAGUUCGUAGAAAGAGAGUCGUCUUGUUCUUGUUCUUGUUACAUUAUGAUGCUCCGGUGGUGUAUCCUAGGAUGUAUUGGUGGUGGUAAUGUAUCAUUAGUCCCUGUACAAAUUUAUUGUCAAAGAGAACGGGACAAUAAGCUAAUAUGGUACCGAGCAGUGCUCAUG